GUGAAAUAAUAAAUUAUUUGUCAAAAUCUGUAUUAAAUAAAUUUUAUUUUUUUAUAAUCGUUUAAAAUAAGUGCAAUGGAAGAUAUAUUUUCAUAAAAAAAUUAAAGAAGUCACAAAAAUGUCGGAUUUGUUCCCGCGUGUUUCCUUCCCGCGCACGUCUUGCUAGGUGGAAGUUGGUCAUGGUCGUCCGCCAAACGGAAAGCCGCCAUGAUGGCUUUCUGUAAAGUACGCUCAAUAUGCAAAGUUUCGUUUAUGUUUUUCAUUAAUUGUGACUGAGUGCGUGCAAAAAUUAACCAUGGGAACGAACUAGAGUGUGCAAAGUGCAGUUUAAGGUCCUUUGGGACCUCCUGGAGGAGCUAUAAAGUGUUUUAUAAGUGCAUUUGUGUGUCGACGCUAGCGUGUUUUGUUCUGUCAACAAAAUGUCGAAGCUCUCGUUUAGGGCGAGGGCCCUGGAUGCAUCGAAACCAAUGCCCAUAUAUCUCGCCGAGGAGCUUCCGGAUUUACCGGACUACUCGGCGAUUAACCGUGCUGUACCUCAGAUGCCCUCUGGUAUGGAAAAAGAGGAGGAAAGUGAACACCACCUCCAGAGGGCUAUAUCAGGCACGGGGCUCAUCAUACCAACGCCGGAAGUAUGCCAGGUGUCCGACGUGGAGUUCUACGAGCGAUGCUACCCGCCCGACUACAAGAUGCCCAAACAGCAUAUACACAUGCAGCCGCUAUGGGAGGAACAAGAGACGCCGGAGUACGACAUCGACACGGAGGACGAGCGGUGGCUGAAGCAGCAGAGGCGUCCAGAGCUUACAGAGCUAAAAUUCGAGCAGAUGAUGGACAAGCUGGAGAAGAGCUCGGGGCAGACGGUGGUGACCCUGAACGAGGCCAAGCUGCUGCUGGAGCGGCACGACGACCUCGUCAUCGCCGUCUACGACUACUGGCUGAACAAGCGCCUCAACACUGGCUCUCGGGUACAAAAGGACUGCGUGCUCACAAACGCUCAGUACGGAGGGACGGUGGCGGUCAAGAGUGCAGGUCCGCGAAGGAAACUAGCGGCCGUCUUCGACAAACGAGCGAGGAGCCCUGUUGGACUGCCCACCGCUGGGCACAAUAAUAGGAAUGUCCUAUUGCAGCAACACCCGCUGAUACUGUCGGUGAAGACGGAGAGCCGGCCGGGCCAGUCGUCCAACAACCCGUACCUCGCGUUCCGCCGGCGGACGGAGAAGAUGCAGACCAGGAAAAACAGGAAAAAUGACGAAAGCUCGUACGAGAAGAUGCUCAAACUGAGAAGGGAUCUCGCCCGAGCGCUGUCGCUGUUGGAACUGGUGGCGAGGAGGGAAAGGGCGAAGCGGGAGCUGGUCAAACUGACAGCUUUACUGGCAGAGAGGCGAUAUGUAGCCGGGGACUUCGCUAGUCAACUGCUGCCUGACCCACCACCUCGCCCCCAGUACACAGCAGUGCCGCUGACGUCAGCGAGUUUCCGACGCGACUACACCGUGCAGCACUACCCACCGAGGGCUCCCCCCACCCCCGUCGAUCAGCCCCGACAGCGAGAGAAGCGUCCGUACAAGAGACGGAAGCACCGCCACCACCAACCCACUGCACACCCUCACAGAGAUUCAGGAGUGUGUACAUCGUCGGAAGAGGAAGCGGCGCCGCCAGACGACGGGCCCUUCGCCUUCCGACGGAAACCUGGCUGUUAUUACGAGCUGCCCACGUCGACUCUGUACGGUGAACCCGUGGACCCGGAAAACCCUUCUAAAAACGGAAUGUUUGAACACGAAAUGGACGAGAGGACAAGGUUCACAUUAACAUCAAUCAACCACCCCUACCCCCGAUGCAUAGGAUUCGCGAGAAGAAGAAUAGGUCGGGGCGGGAGGGUGAUUCUGGAUCGAAUAGCGACCCCUCUCGAUGACCUAUGGCCCAACCUCCCCUUCAGACAUGCAAACAGUUCAGUGGACAGAGCGCGACGGGAUGAAGAGGUGGAACUAGAAACAAAACCACAUCGGACGCCGAAGGAAAUGACGAGAGAUUACCACACGGGCGGAAAAUACCCCUGGCGGCACGCUUUCCGAAAACACCUCGCCAAGAACCCCCACCUGUGGACCGACCCCGUCAAAACGGACGCCGACGACCUCAGGCUCGACCUCGACGUCAAAUUCGACGUCAACGACGUCAAAAUCGACGUCGACGACAUCAAAAUCGACGUGGACGACGUCAAACUUGACGUUGAUGAUAUCAAACUCGACGUCGACUUGACAUCGUCAAAUUUGGACAAUGCAGAUGCUAAAAUAGAAAUGGAUGUUGAUAAAGUGUUACCGGACAGUGAUAGUGUGUUAGCUAGUGUUAGUGAUAGUGAUAAAGUGCGGACUAUAGACAGCGUGGUGAGAGGGAACCUGGAGAGGGUGAUGAGGAAGAGGUCCUGGAGUGAGUGCAGUGAUAGCAGUUAUGACUCCGAUGAGAGCUUGCAGCCUGUUGAGAGGCAGUUUGAGGAGUUUAUCAAUGAAGUCAAUAAGAAAUGGUUACACUUCCGACCAAAAACGCCGCCGCCCUCGCCACCGUACAUCGACAGACCAGCAGACAAUCAGUUUCCCAUCGCGCUAGACACGCCCAUAUCCGUCGAGCUGACAUCCGGCCCGCCGUCCGGAGCAUUGGACACCUUCACCACUAGCGAGUUCACCCUCGGAGACCUGUAUGGGGACAUUAACCCUGAGAUCGACAACAGUGGAAGCCUGGAUAUAAGCGGAGAAGAUCUAUUAACGGAGAACUUCACUGGAUUAACGGAAGCCCAAGUCGAGAGCAUACUAUCUGAGACCGACUUGAAGGCGUUAACGGAUGAUAAGAAGAUCGCAAUAACGGAUGAUUUGUUAGAGGAAUUAGUCAAGGACGUGGAUACUAAGGAUCCUUUUUUAUUGCACGGCCAGAGUUCGGGCGGGCGUGCCGACUCUGGUCGCAGGCGGCGAGCGGACGCGUUCGGCUCCAGUGCGGUCACCGUGUCCGCGCCGGGCGUCGAACCCGUGUACCUCGAGACGCUGGCCGCGCCGCCCAGCGAAACGCCCAAGCCGGCUAAACCGCCCAAGGAGGUGGAGAAAUGCCCGGUACCUACUUCGAAGAUAAUCGUGGAGGAGGUGAACGAAGUGCCGCAGAUGAAGGUGGAGAGGAAGCGGCCGGAGGACACGCCGGAGGAGGUCAAGGUGACGCGAGGAGUGACCCUCAAGACUGUACAGACCAAGCACUCGCCGCUCAAAAAGCACAUAAUAACGUCGGCGGCGCACCGGCGCGGCGCUGACGUCACGGUGGUGACGUCAGACGCUCAGCAGCCGCAGAUCGUCACCGUCGCCGUCUCCGAGAGCCUCAAGGUUCGACUGCAGAACCAAAGUGUGACGGGAGCGUGCUCAAGCGCCGGUACGGUGGUCGGCCUGCUGCAGAACGGCCCGUUUACAGCGGUCGCGUUACCCGUCCAUAAUGCUCAGCAUAGAGAAAUCGGUUCAACGACGGUAGCGAGCGUGGCCAACGUCGUAACAGCGGGCACGGGCAAACCGACCAACGUGACCAACGUCUCCAUAGCCAACGCGACCCGCCGAGUAUCCGCCCCGUUGGUCCAACUAGCGCCAGCGUCGUUGGGCCACAAGCCGUUACAGCUCCACCACCACCCAUCAGUGGUGGUAACCCCACAGAUGCACCACGUUACGCCGAGCAAGCUGAAAGUGCUACACGCUCAUCCCUUGACGCAUACCCAACGGACGCAGCUGUUGGCUCAGAACCGCUCGUUGGCUCAGUUGCCAGCGGUGGUGUCGUUGGCAGCGUUGGGUGACGCGAAGCCACCCGCAGCAGCAUUGCUGAAGGCCGCCCCGGGUUCCGUGGCGCAAUUCUUCGAGAUCAAAGGCGGACAACUCGGCAAAGGUCCUCACUUAGUCAACGUCCUACGCCAACCGCCUCCAGUCAAAGCGAAUGUCGCGUUCAACGACGCUAAGAAAAGACAAGUCGUAUUUGAUGGAACUCUGAAGGGGAACGUAGCUACCACGACUAGACCUCACCGAGUGUCCCUGAGCGUGGACGGGAGGCAGAUCGUACGAGCCGCGUUGCCUGCUGUUAGAGCGCCUCAUGUUAGGCAUCAAAUACAGUUAAAAAAUCGCACCCUACAAGUGUCAGCACCCAUCGCGCGAUCGUCCUCCGAGCCCUCAACCAGUAUAACCAUCGCGCCGACGAAGACCGCCUCCAUACCGAGCUCAGUUGUCGCCAAUCUUCUGCAGAAGAAUGUCCAACUACCCGCAGGACAGAAGAUAGCCAUCUCGGGCAGCGCGCAGGCUCUGUCAGCUAAUGUGCAAGCUAUAGCAUUUACCACUGCGCAGCUACGAGCUAGGCAGGGUCGGUUAGUCGCACAGCCACGUCCCGCGCCCAGCAGCGAAAUCGUCGAAGCGUCCACCGCGCCCACCACGUCGUCCAACGCCGCGAACAUGAGCGCAGACAGUGCGGCAGAUGGUGAUGAGGCGGCGACCAACGGCGUGCGCAGGCGCGCCACCGACACGCUGCCGAUGGAGGUCACGUGACAACCGGGCCUCCAACCCAGCACCCCUAGUGUCAGUGGAGAGUGUAGUGUUGCACGCGAGUGUAGUGUCCAAGCACCAACUGUAAACUGUGUGGGCCAUACAAGAGUCAUUGCGAGAAAAAGUGAUUUGCGUACCGUUAACAAGUUCAAGAGAUGUAGAGAAGACUUGGCAAGAACAGGUGUAUUUCGUACCAUAAACAACAAAUUCAAGAGAUGUAGAGAAGAAUUGGCAAGAACAGGUAUAUUUCAUACCAUAAACAACAAACUCCAGGAGCCUGGAGACAAAUCAUCAAGAAAAAAUGUAUUUCGUACCAUAAGCAACAAAUACCAGGAGCCUGGAGACAAAUCGUCAAGAAAAAAUGUAUUUCGUACCCUCAUUACCAGUGGAGAGUGUAGUGUACUAGCACCAACUGUAAACUGUGUGGGCCAUACCGGAGUCAUUGUGAGAAAAAGUGAUUUGAGU
Messenger RNA from Maniola jurtina (meadow brown), 5003 nucleotides. RefSeq lists its product as uncharacterized. The coding region runs from base 420 to 4541 and encodes 1373 amino acids. The transcript is spliced from 23 exons. Gene Ontology annotation, biological process: regulation of transcription by RNA polymerase II. Gene Ontology annotation, cellular component: piccolo histone acetyltransferase complex. The record is from RefSeq and is a predicted model, not a curated record. Lineage: Eukaryota; Metazoa; Arthropoda; Insecta; Lepidoptera; Nymphalidae.